This is a messenger RNA of Ascochyta rabiei, 1275 nucleotides long. RefSeq lists its product as uncharacterized. The transcript has a single exon. NCBI's taxonomy places the organism in Eukaryota, Fungi, Ascomycota, Dothideomycetes, Pleosporales, Didymellaceae. The record is from RefSeq and is a predicted model, not a curated record. The coding region runs from base 1 to 1275 and encodes 424 amino acids.
AUGUCGCCAUCCCAAGGCCAAAAGCGCACCGCAGACUACUCCCCGACAACAUCGACACACGCCGCUCAUUCGUUGCCCGACACCACCACACCGCAACUACUCCGCCGGCACCAGCACCGUCGGCGCAACAUCGCGACCCUCGCCUGGGGGCCCGAAGCACCUCCCCAUCCCACACGCCGCACGACCCAGACCCCCUCCACUCCCACCCCGACGCCGCCUACCCCCCACUUCAACAUCUACAAAUCGCUCCUCCGCCAUCCCAACCUCUUCUUCCCACUCACCCUCCGACUCCCCUACGCCACCAUCAUCGCCCUCUACGCCAUCGACAAGGAAUUCCACUACAGACUCAACCUCUACUCCGUCAGCCUGAUGCACGACUACGCGCGCUACCACGCGCCGCUCGCAUCGCACGUAUUCUCCUGGAUCUUGUUUCCCGAGCUCUGCAUCAGCGACCCGAUGCUGCGGCCGAUGGACGGGCGAGCGUGGUUGGCGCGCGACGUGCCCGGGUUCCGCUGGGUGGGGAUGGUGUUGCAUCGGCAGCGGGUGGUGCGGGGGGUGUUGAGUUGUCUCGCUGCCGAGGGGCAUAGGGUGCCGCGGGCGGCGGAGGGGGUGUUGGCCAAGUUCUGGUGCGUCAUGGAGUGUUGCACCGCGGCGGUGAGGGGGGCCUUCUUGCGGGAUACGAGUAUUUGGAGUGAUGGCGAGAUUCUGGUGUUUCAGCUGCUGCUGCUGAAGCUGGAUAUGCGGUUUUCGGAUCCCGUGCUGGGGAAUGGGAUCGGUGAGUUGGCGCAUCUGCUGUUGACGCAAAAGGGGCUGGGGCUGCUGUAUGAUGUGCUGAGGGGGAGGGUCGAGAUGGAUUAUGACGUGGUCACAGAUAUCGUGGUUCGCACGUAUCUUUCCGAGGAUCUAGACACUGAUACGCAUACCUGGCUGGACGACGAGCUCGACAACGGUGUCCCCGAGGAGGAGUGGGGACUGUUGUGUAGGGAGGGCUGGCAUAUGAAUGGGGAGAGGAUGGAAAGUGCGGUCGAUAUGGUCAUCAUGGAGGGAAUGAGACGAGGCUUGGACGUCCAGAAGUACUAUCUGGAGUUUGUGACAUAUGGGUUCGUCGAUGGAGAUGGGAAGAAUAUACCGGUGCCACGGAUGUUGAGGCGGAGAAACGGUACGGGUGUGGUGGAGAUUGGCUGGCCGAGCGAACAGACGAAGAGGAGUGCUCUUGCGCAGCUGGGUCGUCUUGCGGGUAUCCCAAGUGCCGAUGCUAUGGGAGUCGAUGCAUGA